GUGACGUUUGUUUUUGAGAGACAAAAACAGUCAGCAAACAAACACACGGUUCACUGUUAUGGUAUUUUUGGAAGCACCUACAUCAAGACUGGCGGACUAACUGAAGUCGACUCCACGGCAGCGGAUACGUGUGCUGGUCGAAAAGGUCAAAGGAACGCAAAGGAGUCGGAUGGACGUAGCAAUUGUGGGGGAACAAAACAAACCCUGUCACCCUACGUGACCACUCUUUAUGGCUGAUUCACCCUCACGCUAACCAAACACUGAAACUCUCACACGCAUUUAAACCCUCGCUAUUUACCCACCCAAUAUCUGCGUGGUUCCGUUGAAGGUUUACGUCACAAGCUAACCAGCAAUCAUGCUAAUUUAGCUUUAGCCCCAGUCACACUGAGUAGCUAGCUUGCACGAUGUAACCAAGGUUGAAUAGUCUGCGUUCGCUUCGGAAGGUGAUUUUUUUUUUUUUACCCCCGAGUGGUUCCUGAGCAAUAAGUGACUGUAGAAUGUGAAGCACCAUGGCCAACUUGGAAGCUUACAGGGAGUACCAGAGGAUCGAGGACCUGGAGGAGGACUCACCGCCCGGAGAGGAGGACCUGCUGCUACACGUGCCCGAAGGCCUGAAAGAUUCUUGGCACCACAUCAAAAACUUGGAUAACUUCUUCACGAGGAUCUACCAUUUCCAUCAAAAGAAUGGAUUUGCCUGCAUGAUGCUGUCAGAGUUCUUUGAGCUUGUUCAGUUUUUGUUCGUCGUCACUUUCACGACGUUCCUGGUUAACUGCGUGGAGUACGACGUCCUGUUUGCCAAUCGAGCUGUCAAUCACACGGGGUCAGGACACAACCCCUUGGACAGGAGCAAAGUAACCAUCUCCGAUGCCCUCUUGCCCAGCCAGCAGUGCACUGAGAGGAUCCAAGACAACAGCUGGAUCAUAUUCCUGCUCAUCAUGGCGGCCGUCUUCUGGAUUUAUCGCCUCAUCAAGGUCUUUUGCAAUGUCCUGAGCUACUGGGAGAUCCGCCAGUUCUACAUCAAAGCGCUGAAGAUCCGAAUGGAUGAACUAUGCAACUUCACAUGGCAGGAAGUCCAGGACCGCCUCAUCAGCCUGCAGCGAGAGCAGCAAAUGUGCAUCCACAAGAAAGAGCUGACAGAACUCGACAUCUAUCACCGCAUCCUGCGCUUCAAGAACUACAUGGUGGCCAUGAUCAACAAAUCCCUGCUGCCUGUGCAGCUGCAGCUCCCCCUGCUGGGAAAUGUGGUCUUUCUCACGCAGGGCUUAAAGUACAACUUUGAACUCAUCCUUUUCUGGGGGCCCGGCUCGCUGUUCCAGAACAAGUGGAACCUGCACUCCAAGUACAAGCGCAGUAGUAACCGCCUGGAACUAGCGCAGCAGCUUAGUAGAGUCAUACUGCUAAUGGGCGUGGCCAACCUGCUGCUUUGUCCCUUCAUUUUGGUGUGGCAGAUCCUCUACGCCUUCUUCAGCUACACUGAAAUAAUUCGCCGCGAGCCCGGGAGUCUGGGUGCACGCCGCUGGUCCCUCUACGGUCGAUUGUAUUUGCGUCACUUCAACGAGCUCAACCACGAGCUGCACGGACGCUUAGGCCGAGGCUACAAGCCCACGUCCAAAUACAUGAACUCCUUCACAUCGCCGCUGUUCACCGUGCUUGCUAAAAACAUUGCCUUCUUCUCUGGCUCGGUGUUGGCGGUGCUCAUCGCACUGACCGUCUACGAUGAAGACGUUCUGACAGUGCAGCACAUUCUGACUGUCAUCACUGUGCUAGGAGUGGUCAUCACUAUCACCAGGUCCUUUAUCCCAGACGAGCAUAUGGUGUGGUGUCCAGAGCAGCUGCUGCAGUGCAUGCUGGCCCACAUCCACUACAUGCCAGACCACUGGAGGGGCACUGCUAACAAGAGCGAAACCCGCGAUGAGGUGGCGCAGCUGUUCCAGUACAAAGCGGUGUUCAUUCUGGAAGAGUUGCUGAGUCCCAUCGUCACACCCUUCAUUCUCAUCUUCCUGCUGAGGAACAAGUCUCUGGAGAUAAUCGACUUCUUCCGAAACUUCACGGUGGAGGUGGUCGGAGUGGGAGACAUCUGCUCCUUUGCACAGAUGGACAUCAGACGCCACGGAAACCCAACUUGGAUGUCCGAGGGCCAGACGGAGGCGUCUGUGUACCAACAAGCUGAGAACGGCAAGACAGAGUUGUCCCUCAUGCACUUCACCAUUAAGAAUCCGCACUGGCAGCCACCGCUGGAGAGCUCUGUGUUCAUCAGCCACCUGAAGGAGAAGGUGCAUCACGACGCAGAAGGUGGUCCGUCUACGCAGCUUCUCCUCUCUGAGGCUCCUCUCUGCACAUCGCUGCAGUCCAACGAGUCAGGAACAGGGCCUGAUAAUUUGUUAGCAAGCGUCCUGGCGCACCCCGUACUAACGGCGUCGGGACUACAAGGCAGAGAUCGGUGCUUUAUCCCGCCAAGCACUGCAGCGUCGGCCGCCGCCAGCGUCCUGGCCUCUUUGUCCACCUCCCAGUUUCCACACGGCAGCCAUCGUGGCCGCCCACUGCGCCAUCAAACCUCUUCUGCCCAUCCAGAGAGCACCAUGUACUGCAGCGAUCGCACUGUCUUUGACAGUAUGUCGAUCAGUGACAGCCACUUACGGAGCAAUACCCUUCACUCAGAGUUUGCCUCAGCAGAGAUGAGCCUUCACGCCAUUUACAUGCAUGAGCUGCACCAGCAGACUUCUCAUCCGCAGAGAAGUUCCGGGCAUUGGCAACACAACCCGAUGCCGAUGACGGAGCUCCACAGCAACACUGUUUUCCCAGCCCAUGUUUAUUCCACUUCGUCUUCAGCCACCCCUGUGCAACUUGGUGGUUGGCAAGAAGAAGAAGAGGAGGACGUAGGUGAACAGGAGAUUAACAGCGGAUCCACUCCAAAACAGGCCACUGGGACACCUCACUGAAGUGCCUUAUGACAUAAGUGUUUACAUUUGACUUUUCUCCUGUGAACACGGUGGCCUUAGAAGAUCUUCAUGGAGAGUUCUAGCACGGACCUUUUAAGGGCCUCUCUGGAACACGAAGUACCCACUAUUCUCUUCUUCUUCGCACAUCAGGGAAGCAUAUAUUUUCUUUUUUUUUCUAUUUCCUUUUUUUUUUUUACAUCACACAUGGUGACUUUUGUCAUUGUGUUUAAUAAGACCACUGAUGGAAACGCCAAAGGCUCCUGCUGACCUCUGCUGGUAGCUCUGUGCGCUACCAUGCACUGCACAGCACAGCGACCGUCUACUAUGUCACAGAGUCUAUCCACUGCUUUACUGCUUUUUGAACAAUGGUCGUUAUCAGUCUAGACACUUGAAAAGUCCACAUUGUUGCAUCUAAAUCUGACAAACAGGUCUCCUGAGCUUGACUAUAGAAGGCAUCACCGAGCACAUUAAGGUGUUUCCGUGGAUUAUUUUGAUGCUGCUGCCUGUGUUUACGCCACAGAUUUGUUUCAGUAUUAUUGUCUCUCAAGCUUUUUGUAUCAUGAUUCUUUUUGAAAUAUGUCAGGACUGAAAUAGACCUGGUACACAUUUUAUGACAGGAAAAUACAAAUUGAUGAUGACCGAAUCAUCUGAAAACUGAAACAAUUUUUUUCCCAUACGAUAUCAUGUAAAUCCAAUGUAUCCAUUCCAGGCACACCGAUAUAUACAUAACACACAUUUUAUAGAGAAUAAUUACAGUAAAAAAAAAAAAUUCACAUUCAAAUUGUGAUUCUCAUUUAUGUUGAUUCUAAAUCGAUUCAUAAUUUCAAAAAUACAUUUUUUAGGCCGUCUUCACACUCACUCUGUGUGUAAAUGUUAGACAACAGCAGGCAAGAGGAGCUUUCGUAACCUGCUUUAAAAAGGUUUUAUCAUAAUUGUUAUACCAAAUAAUAUAUUGAGAGAAUUGAUUUGUUUCCAGAAUAAUUUCUGAAUUUAAUCAUCACUCCAAGACUAAGAAUCAAAUUGGGAGUUGUUGUAAGAUUCACAUCUAUAGGGAAAUACAUAUCAAUAACGAAAGUUUGGAAGGACGGGCGAUAUGUGGAGAGAGGAGCCACACAGAGGCCACCUUGUAAGUUCCCCAUGUGGAUUAUUUUUCAGUUAUAUGCAAUGAAAAAAACCAACAUACUACCCUCAAGCCUAUUCGCCUAGCACCCAGUUACGCACUUGAACGCCUCAUUACAUAUCACAAAGCACAGUGCUUGAUGGAUACUACUCUGUCACGAUAAAACGUAGAGAGACACAAAGUUGCCCGUCGUUCUGUGGGCGUUCUGUUAGAACAAGUAAACCACUCACCCACUAAAAGUUGAUUAAUGGAUGACUUAGUCUGACAAAUCAUCACAAAAUACGCCCCCUCCCUCCCCAAAAGAACCAAUAGUCAUUCUUCACAGAGACUUUGUUUGGACACACGGAUUCCACGGAAUAGUUUGUUACAUGUAAAAAGUAUAAACCGAAUCAUAGGAAAAGUGGGACGUAUGAAAACCGAGGCACCACUACUUGCAACUUUUACAUAACAAGCGUUCACUUCCUGUUAAAUCUGUAGAUCUUCAGUCAAGCACUGAUCCAAGAACUGAUCAGUAGGAAAAUAUUUUUCAAACAUGCUUGGUUUGUUUAUAAGUAGGAAUGCAUUUCUGGUCCGAUAUAUGGAAACUUCUCAUUGGAAGUGUGGAAAUUGGAUCACUUUUCAACAUUAGGGAGCGUGUUUUAUUUAGAGCUUUAUUAAAAUCUUUCAAUAGACGACAAUAAACAAACUCCCUAUGACCAUCCUCAUUUUUAUUAAAUACUCACCAUUAUAAGCCCCUUUCACACAGCCUAUAAAAACUUGCUCUGUAAAUAUGGAGAUAAAAGCAGACCAAACAACUUACCACCUUUCCUUGUGGUAUCAGAAGUGGAAUAGUACCUGUGUGAAGGGAGUAUUCCCUAACGUUGAGGUCAGGGUGAUAAGGUUGACACCUCCCCUGUUGUGUUGAACGCAAUCGUCGCUGUCCAACACGUAUUUUCUCACACAGCACACGCAUGUUAUUAUCUAAUUUGCUGUGUGAAAGCACACAUAUCUUCAAUGAAAGGUCCUGCUUUGAAGAGUUCUGUGUCAAAAGCAUUGGCAAACAAUUGUGCGGGAUCUCUGUUUUAUUACAAGAAAUGCAAGUUCAUCGAACUUCUACAGAAUACUUUAAUCGCUUUUCCCUUACAAGAGCGUGAAAAGAGGAAGCCGCUCAAGCAUGGUUAGUUUUAGAUGUAUUUAUUACCUCCUCCCCUGAUAUUUAAUAGUUUUUGAUUAUUAUUUAUUUGAAAUAACUUAAUUCUACAAGGUGUGUAUAUGUAUGCAGAUGUGUGUGUAUAUAAUGUGUGUUUAUACACACAUUAUAUACACACACACUCUAUGUACACAUUUACAUUGAGCUGCAACGAUUGGUCGAUUAAUUUGAUUUAAAAAAGCUUUGAUUUAUAUUCUGCUGCCUCGUAUCAAAAUUGAUUAAAUCCAGACCGCAUGGAGUGCCUGGAACUUUAAAUACGCAUACAUAGUUUUUGCACGGCCACUGUAAUAGAGCACACAUAAGAGUGUGUGUGCUGUGAUCAGAGAGAUUUGUAAGAUUAUUUUUUUUCUCAUUAAUGCACACAUGGUAAAAGUAGAAUUUCAAUGUCGAUGAUGUGCAUUCAUUAGGGAACAAUAAUGAAGGUUAAUGCAAGCAUAAAAUGUGUUUAUUUCAAAUAUUUACCCUAAAAUAUACUUUGAAGCUAUAAAGUGUGUUUUAUCCGAUUACUCAAAUUGAACAAACUAGUCGGUAGAUUACGCGAUGAUUGAAAUAAUGGAUAGCUGCAGCCCUACAUACACUGUACAUACAUACAGUACAUAUACAUUCAUACAUACAUGAGUAGCUUGCCAAAAGACAAUAAAAUAAUGUUAGAACUGUACAUCCAUCCAUCCAUUUUCUACCGCUUAUUCCCUUCGGGGUCGCGGGGGGCGCUGGAGCCUAUCUCAGCUACAGUGCUUCUUAAAUAUGGUUGGGAGGUAGUGUGAAAUGUGUGGGGGAGGGGGCUGUGUAAGGCUCACCAGGAAAUAUGAGCAAAUAUACAUAGCCUUUGGAUUUAGGGAAUGAGGAAAUAUAAUAUCCUUAAGUAUAAGCUCUUUAUUUGGAGCCACAAACUGGCUUGACACAUACAGAUCAAUAAAAUAAAUAUUACCCGGUUGAUGUGGACUGUGCACUAUAUAUUGCUUUAUGGCUUUUAUUUUAUUACUGUUUUGAAAUUAUAACCCAUUAAGAACAUGUAGACCUCUUUGUGUCUGUGGAAGGAAAAAAUGCUCAACAAUGCUACAAUUUCAGUAUUUUGCACUUACACAUAUAAAUAUGUAUUUACAUGUACAUAAUAUACAGCACAUUUGCAGCUCAGAAAGGGGGCGGAGUCUCAAAGGGACACUGCCCCUUAGCCACCACUACCACCUCUACAUGUUUGUACAUAUAUAUAUAAAUAUAAAAGCUAUAUCAUCUUUUUCUAUCAUCAACCAGGUGAGGUUGCAUCACAUUAUUUUUGCGGUCGCAGCUUGUGCGUUUUAUACCAGCUGCACUGCUGGUGUUCUCCUGCUAUUAUGAGCAGUGCCUUAGUGUUAACGACUCAUGUAGGAUUUAUUUACAGCGGCUAUUGCACCAUACUGUCCCUGUGUGGGUGUGUGUGUGUAACAUCAUGUACAACAUGAUGAACGGCAAAUAGGCUGACAACAUGCAUUUUAUUGAUGCUGUCUGACUUUGCACUGACUUGUAUCAUCAUCAUCCUCAUCAUCAAUGUAUGACUUCAUGCCCACCACACACGCACACACAGUGGCUGGGACAAGGUGCUAUGUUUUUAUGCUAAAAUACUACAAUAGGUUUUACAGCCAUUUAAAUAUUAAACACUAGCAGACAAAUGCAACUUGCUGGCACAAAAAACAUGUUUUGUGUGUCCCUCAGCUGAGAGGCAAAUGUGUACUUAAUAAUUUUUAUGUGUGUUUGUGUUAUGUGAUGUUUGUUUGAAAUAAAACAUAUUUUUGCGA
Molecule: messenger RNA, 7020 nt
Organism: Entelurus aequoreus (snake pipefish)
Lineage: Eukaryota; Metazoa; Chordata; Actinopteri; Syngnathiformes; Syngnathidae
Gene: atg9b
Product: autophagy related 9B
Exons: 14
Coding region: 510-2939 (809 amino acids)
Biological process (GO): protein localization to phagophore assembly site; autophagy of mitochondrion
Cellular component (GO): autophagosome; phagophore assembly site
Source: RefSeq, a predicted model, not a curated record